GAGGGACUCGAGGCACAGAACAGCUUAUUGGUAGGCAGCGGGCUGCUCUCUUGAUGGAUUGACUCUGAAUGGAUCGAAUUACACCAUUUGCUGUGCAUCAGUUUGUUUUUCUCCUGGCAUCGUCUGUGAAGCAAGUUAAGAGAGUUGCCGAUUUGGUUUGCGAGCAAUACACGGGGAUACAAAAUAACAAUUCAGAUGAGGUUCCACAACUGGAUAAAGAAAGUUCCGACUCACAGUGAAAUCGACAUGAAGUCCAUGUAAGAUGAGUGAAUCUGAUCAAGCGGAUUGAUGAGAGAAAGAAACAGACUUCGGCAUCUAACAGGACCUCACAAAGCUUUCAUGAAUGUUUGGGAGUCUUCAGGUAGCAUCGACAGUUUUGCGGAACAGGAAGUGUCAGCUCUCUGCGUGAGCCAUGGGCCCGAGAGCACAGCUCCUCCUCAGCUUGGUGCUUCUGGCGGCUUCGCACAUCUGGGCGGUCAGCUUUCCUGAAGACAGCGUUCCCAUUGACACCAUAGACUACCACUACUCAAAGCAGUAUCCGGUAUUUAGAGGGCGUCCAGCAGGCAAUGAAUCUCAGCACAGGCUGGACUUUCAGCUGAUGACAAAAAUUCAAGACACGCUCUUCAUUGCCGGAAGAGACCAGGUGUACUUGGUAAGCUUGCGAGAGACAUACAGAACCGAGAUCAUACCUUACAGGAAAUUAACGUGGCGAUCCGGCCCAGGAGACCGAGAAACAUGUGCCAUGAAGGGGAAGCAUAGAGAUGAAUGCCAUAAUUUUAUUAAAGUUCUGGUACCUAGAAAUGAUGAUCUUGUGUUCAUCUGCGGCACAAAUGGCUUUAACCCCAUGUGCAGAUACUACCGGUUGGAUAACCUGGAAUUUGACGGAGAGGAAAUAAGUGGCUUGGCGAGGUGCCCAUUCGAUGCCAAGCAGACCAACGUGGCCCUCUUUGCUGACGGGAAGCUUUACUCAGCCACGGUGGCGGACUUCCUGGCCAGCGAUGCAGUCAUCUAUCGCAGCAUGGGGGAUGGGUCUGCCCUAAGAACCAUCAAGUAUGACUCAAAGUGGUUAAAAGAACCACACUUCCUGCAUGCCGUGGAUUAUGGGAAUUAUGUGUAUUUCUUCUUCAGGGAAAUCGCAGCUGAGCACAAUAACUUGGGAAAGGCGGUGUAUUCCCGGGUGGCGCGCAUAUGCAAGAACGACGUGGGCGGGUCCCAGCGCGUGCUGGAGAAGCACUGGACCUCCUUCGUUAAGGCGCGCCUAAACUGCUCUGUUCCGGGGGAGUCCUUUUUCUAUUUCGACGUCCUGCAAUCCAUCACCGACAUAAUAGAAAUCAACGGAAUCCCUACUGUGGUCGGCGUGUUCACCACGCAGCUGAACAGCAUUCCCGGCUCGGCGGUCUGCGCGUUUUCGAUGGCGGACAUCGAGAAGGCGUUCAGAGGCCGGUUCAAAGAACAGAAGACGCCCGACUCCGUGUGGACGGCUUUUCCGGAAGAGCGCUUGCCAAAGCCCAGGCCCGGCUGCUGUGCGGGACACGGCUCGGCAGAGGCGUACAAAACCUCCAUUGAUUUCCCGGACGAAACCCUGCUCUUCAUCAAAUCCCACCCUCUGAUGGACACCGCCGUGCCGUCUGUCAGCGAGGAGCCCUGGUUCACCAAGACUCGCGUCAGGUACAGGCUGACCGCCUUGGCUGUUGAUAAUUCGGCCGGCCCCCACCAGAACUACACGGUGGUUUUCAUUGGCUCUGAGGCCGGCGUGGUCCUCAAGGUCCUGGCGAAGACUUUGCCCUUCUCCAUGAAUGAAAGCGUCUUUCUGGAGGAGAUCGACGCAUUCAACCGAGCCAAGUGCCUGUACAACAGCGAGGAGGACCGUCGCAUCGUGUCUCUCCACCUGGACAAAGAGACCCAGGGGCUGUUCGUGGCCUUCCCCGGCUGCGUGGUCAGGCUCCCUCUCAGCCGCUGCGAACGACACGGCUCCUGCCACAAGUCCUGCAUCGCGUCACGUGAUCCGUACUGUGGGUGGAUGCCGCACGGGGCCUGUGAAACUCUCCAGCCGGGCGUGCUAUCUGGGUUCGAGCAGGACGUGGAGUACGGCAACACUGUGCGACUGGGCGACUGUCAUGAAUUUUUGGCUACUACACCUACGCCAGAUUACAAAUCAUUUGGCGACCCAACAUCUGACGUGGAGUUGUCAUCACCGUCAGUCACAACAGCGGCAUCUGGCCGCACACAGUCACCCCAAAUCAUUGCCACACAGACACCUGAACCGUUUGGUUCGAGGAAAUUUGUCCUCCAAGACGAUCCAGCCACUUCACAUUCUUUUGACUCAUUACCAGGUAUCCUGGAUGGUGUUUGGGAGGUGCAGUCAGGGGAAUCCAACCAGAUGGUGCACAUGAAUGUCCUGAUCACCUGCGUGUUUGCGGCUUUCCUGCUGGGGGCGCUCAUCGCAGGAAUGGUGGUCUACUGCUACCGCGACGCCUUCUUACGGAAGCCCAGGAAGAUCCACAAGGAUGCAGAGUCCGCCCAGACCUGUACUGACUCUGCUGGCAGCUUUGCAAAGCUCAACGGCCUGUUCGACAGCCCCGUGAAGGAAUACCAGCAGAACAUGGAUUCUCCCAAGCUAUACACUAACCUACUGAGCAAUGGGAAAGACGUGGUAUCAAACGGAGAAACGAAGACGAUGAUACUGAGCAGCCAGUGUCAGCCACCAGAGCUGGCGGCCCUCCCGACGCCAGAGUCCACGCCUGUUCUUCAGCAGAAGAGCCUGCAGCCCACCAUAAAGAACCAGUGGGAGAAGGCCCACAGCAAGAUCAACGGUCCUCGCCGGGAUUCUCCACCGAAAAGCCCCCAGUACUUUCCCUCCAGCCCUCCCCCGCACUCCCCGCUGGGACACGCCCACAUCCCUAGCGCCGUGGUCCUUCCCAACGCCACUCACGACUACCGGGCCUCCUUUACAAACGCGGCGGACAUGCUGCGCUCCGAGAGGAAGGUCCAAAACGCGGACCAGCCCAGAUCCGGCAGGAAGGAUCACAGGCGCUCCGUGGACGCGCGGAAUACACUGAAUGACCUGUUGAAACAUUUUAACGACAGCGGCAAUCCGAAAGCCAUUAUGGCGGACAUGCCCAAGUCCCGGCAGAACAUGAUGCUGGACCCCAUGAUGAGCAUGACGGAGAUACCGCCCAAAGUCCCCAGCAGGGAGGCAUCGCUGUACUCCCCCUCCUCAUCCCUGCCCAGGAACAGUCCCACGAAAAGGGUUGAUGUGCCAACCACACCAACUACGCCAACAGGACAAAUGAACACUUUAGAAAGACAGAGGGGCUACCACAGGAACUCUUCGCAGAGGCAUUCCAUAUCAGCCCUUCCCAAAAACGUGAACUCGUCAGGCGGGGCCGUCGUAUCGCGGCAGCCCAGCAUGAACAGAGGGGGGUACAUGCCUCCCGCACCCCCUUCCCGGCUGGACUCGCACGGGGUGUCCAUGGGGGUCCACCAACAGCCCUCUGUUUCCAGACAGAGCAGUUACAGUGGGCACGGCUCUCUCCCCCGCACGGGGGUCAAGAGGACGCCCUCUUUAAAACCAGACGUUCCCCCAAAACCCAACGGGUUUGUUCCACAGACUACACAAAUGAGAGUAGUGAACAAAUACAGUUACUGAGAAGUGCGCACAGCUGGUUUCACUCUGUCGAAGAGCUGACGGCUUUAAGGUUAAGGCCUGGGGAGGGUUUUCUGAUGUUGCUGAAGUCCCAACUGACUGCACGUUUUGAAAAGGGAAAUUACAAGUGGCCAAAGAAGCUACUUUGGGCAGUGUCUCAUCCUUGUUUCAAUUUACAUCUUUGAAAGUGUAAACCACAGGCCCAUUCAAAAGUAUUCUUUUUCUGCCCGAGGACACAGGUUGGUCCUGACAUCUGUUGUGUUCGUGUAUCUAGAGUGACAGAGAACAAACGGCAUGAAGGAACUUGAUUGUUCAUUUUAUGCAGGCUUGCCAUUCCGGCAUUACCGAUUUAACACGCAAGAAUACUUGAAGAAUGAGUUUCAUUACUCACUGCCACUGAGCACUGUCUUCCCAUUAAAUGUGAACACUCACUAAACGAGAACAAAUGUAUGCAUUUGUCAAGCUGGGCAUAAAGUCUAAAACAUUAAACGUAAUAUAUAUGUGGAAUCGCAAACACAUGAUCUUGAUGAAAAAUGCAUCUACGGAUGAUUGUAGCAGAGACAUUUCUUUUGGGGCCGAAUACUGGCCUCAAAAUGAAGGCUAGUCCUGUGUGUAACGUUCACACAGGAAAUGGAAUGCACUUAUAAUGUCUGUUGUGCAGUCAGUCGGUUAAAAAUGAGAACAACUUGUUAGUCGUAAAACAACUACUUUCUAAGGUACAUUAAUAUUAGGUUUUUAUGGACAUUAAUGGACAUUUUGUGGAAAUUCAUGUACAGACAUUAAUCGUGGGGGUUUAGCUGUACGUGCUAUGAAUGUCCAGGGUGCCUACUUGGACUACAGUUUUAACUCACUGGGAAAUUACUAAACGUAUUUGCUGCUAUUGGUUAAUAUGACAAUGUUGUUUGUGCAUUUUGGACUCAAAAGCAUUGCUUCCAUUUAGCUCUGGUUGUCUUGCGUGUGCAUUUUGGUUCUUGAGGUGUCAGGUCCCUGAUCUGCAGCUACAUUAUUUAAUGAAAUGUUCAUCAGCAAGGUCAGUAUGACCUUGCCAUCUUUGUGGGUGAGCAUGUGGUUUCAAGGGAGUCUCUGAUAGUUCCAUGAAAAAUGCUGAUGCCGGUCAUUUCAUAAACAGCCUGGGUGAGUCGAAGUAGGACCAGAGGUGGCGUUUCCCCAGAGAGUCUUGGUCUUGCCUGGACUGCAUGGCUGCCAUGUGUUUUUGAAUUGAGGCUCAUCUUUGAGGAACCUCAGACAGUGCAUCUCUGUAUGCCAAAAUGCAUGUCUGUCACUAUAGCCUUUGUCUCUGUGUGUCACUGAGAAUUAAAAACAAACGGAACUACAUUUGUAAUGAUUCUAGUUUUCUGCAAAGGGAAGAAGAUACUAUAUUUGGUUUCCUGAAACAUGAGCAAACUCAGCAGCUAGACAAACGAUAAUUGUGCAAUCGUUAAGAGUAACCAGUGUGUCCUGAACAAAAGUCAUGCUGGUAAUGACAAUAUUGUGUACAUAUAUAAAUAUUAAAAAAUAUAAAUAUUUUUUAGGCGAGUUUACCUGAAUCUGUGCAUUGUGUGCCUUAUUCAAUUAAUGAUCGUAAAUGUAGAAACUGUUCAUUUUUCUUGAACAUUAUGCAUUGUGUUCUCUAGGGUACAGUGAGAAAUCGGAGGGGGCUAUGUAGAGUGUUCUACUCUCAAAACUACAGGUUUGAGGAAAUAAGAGCCAAUUUAGUGACAAACAUUACAUUUCAGGAUACGAGAUCAGUCUAAAUCACAAUGGCCUCACUUAAUUGACUUAAAGUUUAUUUUACAGGCUUCCCUUGUCAUACACCACUUUACUAUGCACAGUCCUUGUGCUUAAACAGGGUGCUAACACUGAGGUGCCAUGCAGCGGGUGAGUUAUAAUAAUUGGUUAUAAUAAGUGUUCCUUUUCAUGCUGAACCGUUAGCCUGGUGGAUUUGGAUUUGUACGUGAAAUUGCGGAAAUGGUGUUUCAGUUAAUUUGGUUAAUUUUAGUACUUGUAAAGGUCGGUGUAACAAAGAGAAAUUAAGUUAAAUGGAUACAUGUACAGUCUGAACAGGUUCAUUGUUAAUGCACUCAGUAGGCCAGAGAGAUGAGAUGGUGGACUUUUUCAAUUUGGCACACAAAAAAAGUAUAUUCAGUUCAAUUAUUGAAGAGGCCAUUGCCACAUUUCAGUAUCUUACAGUUAACUUGUACUUAAACUGAGAUGACGGUUGUCUGUAUGAACCCAAAGUUAUAUUUUGUUUACAAACAAUGAUUGUAUUUUUUAAAAUGCCUAUUCGUGAAGUUGGAUGUCACUACCUGCAAUUAACCAGUUUUUGUACGGAGAAAGAGCCGUACAGGUAUUUGAUCCUAGGAAGUCUGUAUUGUUAACCUGCCUUGUAUAUUGCCGUAUGAAUACAGUCUUCAUUCUGAUUUCUUCAAGCCUUUACAUUUCAGUUGCAAUGCUUUGUGUGCAAAUAAACAAGAAAUUGUCAACAUUUCAUUUUUUUUUAAUACUGUGCAAAUUUACAGAUGGAAAACGGUUGUAUGUUUUACAGAGUAUUUUAACGUGUAGAUAUGUUGUAAACUUGUACUGUGAAUGUGUAAAUAAUUUCCGCUUACUGGUUUUGGAUUUUUU
This is a messenger RNA of Anguilla rostrata (American eel), 6271 nucleotides long. RefSeq names its product semaphorin 6D (gene sema6d). The record is from RefSeq and is a predicted model, not a curated record. Gene Ontology annotation, molecular function: chemorepellent activity; semaphorin receptor binding. Gene Ontology annotation, biological process: neural crest cell migration; axon guidance; semaphorin-plexin signaling pathway. Lineage: Eukaryota; Metazoa; Chordata; Actinopteri; Anguilliformes; Anguillidae. The transcript has 20 exons. Gene Ontology annotation, cellular component: plasma membrane. The coding region runs from base 413 to 3649 and encodes 1078 amino acids.